CUUCAUACCACUUCGAUCAUCUCUCAGUCGAGAUGAUGCCGGGAUAUAGGCUAUACUGCAUGACAGAUAAAUCGCGCAUUUGCCCAAGUGCCCAGGAGGGCUGGAUGCAGAAACCAAUAGUGGACGUCGGCAGAUCAUAUUUAAUCUACAGGUCGCAUCGGAGGUUACAUCCAUCGGUAUAGCCGUUUGCCACCAGCAGUGAAUCUAGAACCAGAGUCCCGUAUCGUCGAGAGCUGGUGGAGAGCUAUGAUGAGGGGUAAGAAGGAGAGCUGAGUAGCUUUCCUCCUGAAUGAAGUCUCUAGGUCCACCCUCCUGCCCUCGUUUUGUUCUCAUUCCCAGUUACAAGUUUUCCUGCUUUCAUAUCAUCAUUUCUGUUUCUAAUCCAACCGUCAUAUUGUGCAACCCACUCCACAAAAGAUGGCUACUUCAAUGUCGUCAGCCACAGUCCACCAAAAGCUAAGUCGGCAGGCUUCAAGCCCACCGACCUUCCGGGCCUGUCUUCAAAGCAUCGCUUUGCUGUCUGAGCCUGAACGCAAGGUCUUGGUUGAAUCCGCCGCCAAGUACCAUCUCUCACCGGCAGAUGAGGAGGCAUUCACCACCGCUGCAGUGCAGGCACUUGCCUCGGAUGAUCUGGAUGGAGAGCUUGGUGACGCCGCCAAUGGUGCCUCUGCGGCUGUGAAUGGAAUCAUUGAGUUGAUGGUCGCCCUUGUACUCAAUUUGGCAUGGGCCGACACCAUGAACGGCACGAAUCUGACAGACCAAUAUGAGCCGAUUAUGCGGCUCUACUGCCAGACUAUGAAGGAUGGGAUUCCCCUUUCCAACACAAUCGCUCAGUACGCGGAAGAUUUUGACAACAAGGUCAUUGCCUUUUGUGCGGACACUUCGUUAACUACGGAUCAGCGGUUGUCACAAAUUCAGGAAUAUAUCAAGGAUGCGGAAGCAUCCCAGACCACUGCCCAGGACAUGCAGAACACCCUGAACUCUGUGUUUGAUAAAACAAUGGACUUUAUCAACAUGGUUAACAGCGAUUCGCUCAAGAAAGAGGCCACGGAGAAAACCUUCCCUGUGCCGAAGUCGGCAAAGAAGCUUGCGGAUGUGUCGCCGAAGCUUGAGAUUCCAGCACUCACAGCUGCUUUCGAUUCGCCUUUCGGACCAUAUGUCACGAUUGCUGGACUGCUUGGCAUUCAUAGCACAGAGGCGACAAACACAGCCUAUGCCAUCGCCGCUGCGAUGUCAAAUAGAGAACGGGUGCCGAUGAGCAAGGUCCUCAAGGAUCUAGCUACUCAAGACGGCGCGGAUGACACCAACACGGAAUAUUUCAAUGAAUUCCGUGAGCACAUCGGAGUGCUCGCUGGCUACUGGGGCAGCACUCUAAUUGACGCUCGACAAAUCGAGGCAUGGCUCAAGGAUGGCGCCGCUGUUGCUGAUAUGCCCAAAUACAUGGAAAUAGCCCUGAAUGGAGGGGUGAAGAUCUAUGUGAAAGUGGCCAAGUACUUACGCUCAUAUGCGGAACAAACUAACCAGAUUCCAUGGGACGAGUGGUUGAGCGCUGAUGAUGCGUAAAUGAGCAAUUCAGGAUCAUUUUUCUAGGUGUGCAAAUUUAGUUUAUUGAGCUCGUACAUUGUUGCGCGGGGUGUUAGCC
Molecule: messenger RNA, 1642 nt
Organism: Aspergillus steynii IBT 23096
Lineage: Eukaryota; Fungi; Ascomycota; Eurotiomycetes; Eurotiales; Aspergillaceae
Exons: 8
Coding region: 418-1563 (381 amino acids)
Source: RefSeq, a predicted model, not a curated record